Hydra vulgaris (swiftwater hydra) is the source of this 1555-nucleotide messenger RNA. RefSeq names its product POC1 centriolar protein homolog A. Gene Ontology annotation, molecular function: protein binding. NCBI's taxonomy places the organism in Eukaryota, Metazoa, Cnidaria, Hydrozoa, Anthoathecata, Hydridae. The record is from RefSeq and is a predicted model, not a curated record.
UAUAAAUAAAUAUAGUAAGUAUAUAAAAAUGUGAUAUUUAUCGUUUUGCUAGCAGAAGACUAAUAAAAAACAAAAACAAAGAUUAUAGUUAAAUGUUGGUAAAAAAAAACAAUUUUUAUGGUUCAGUUAGAUUUAUACAAUAAUCUGAUAGUAGCACUACUUUCUCAAUGUCUUCAAUAAUUGAAGAUCCUGUGCUUGAGCGAACAUUCAAAGGUCAUAAAGAUGCUGUUACAAGUAUAGAUUUUAAUAGCAAUAUGAAACAGUUAGCCAGUAGUUCAAUGGAUUCAACAUUAUUAAUAUUUAGUUUCAAACCACAUGUAAGAGCAUAUCGUUUAUCUGGUCACAAGGAUGCUGUUACAUCUGUUGUCUUUUCUCCUUCUGGUCACCUUAUAGCAUCUUCAUCACGAGAUAAAACAGUUCGAUUAUGGGUUCCUAGUGUUAAAGGGGAAAGUACUGUAUUCAAAGCACAUACAUCAACUGUUCGAAGUGUCGACUUUUCAAAAGAUGGACAGUCAAUGGUUACAGCAUCAGAUGAUAAAACUGUGAAGCUAUGGACUGUUCAUCGUCAACGCUUUUUGUUCUCAUUGACUGGGCAUAUGAACUGGGUGAGAUGUGCAAGAUUUUCACCUGAUGGUCGAUUGAUUGUAUCAGCUGGUGAUGACAAAACAAUUAAGUUGUGGGACCGAAGUUCAAAACAGUGUUCUCACACUUUCUAUGAAUAUGGAGGAAUUGUAAACCAUGUUGAGUUUCACCCAAGUGGUACAUGUAUUGCUGCAGGUGGUGCAGACAAUGCUGUCAAGGUUUGGGACAUAAGGAUGAACAAACUACUGCAACACUAUCAAGUACAUGGAGGUCCUGUUACUUCUUUAUCUUUUCAUCCAAGUGGAAACUAUUUAGUAUCUGGAUCUGCUGACUCCACAUUAAAGAUAUUAGAUUUAAUGGAGGGUCGUCUAUUUUAUACAUUACACGGUCAUCAGGGUGCUGUUAAUUCAGUAAAGUUUUCUAAAAAUGGUGAGUUAUUUGCAUCUGGUGGCAUUGAUGAACAGAUUUUGGUUUGGAGGACAAACUUUGAUUCAAUUGAUUACGUUGAUGUUUUAAAAGCACAUCGACAAAACAGCAAGUCAUCACACUGCCACACGCCUGAUCAUCCGCCCCCAAUCAACCACGAUCCACCCCCAAAGGAAGCAAAGGAGAUAAGUAUUAACAGUGAACUUCCUGAUCUUGAAACCUCUCAUCCUUCUAUUAUGGAAGUUGGUCCUGCUCUUUUCUCGGUUUCUCAGCCGAACGGCCGAGAUUACUCACAUUUGAUAGCUGGAGAUGAUAGAAACUCUCCAGAACUUUUACCUGAUGGUCGAAGUUCCACAACCCCUUUGGAAAGAAGAGAUAUACCGCCACAGCUUUCAGAAACUUUGGAGCAUAUUGUUGCCCAGUUGGAUGUUAUUACUCAGACUGUUUCCAUUUUGGAGCAAAGGCUAACCAUGUGUGAAAACAAACUUCGCGAGUGUUUAAACAACCAGCAAAAAAUAAUUUCUUCAAAUAAAACCUAGUAAACACA